Molecule: messenger RNA, 4434 nt
Organism: Microstroma glucosiphilum
Lineage: Eukaryota; Fungi; Basidiomycota; Exobasidiomycetes; Microstromatales; Microstromataceae
Exons: 2
Coding region: 106-4293 (1395 amino acids)
Biological process (GO): deadenylation-independent decapping of nuclear-transcribed mRNA
Cellular component (GO): P-body
Source: RefSeq, a predicted model, not a curated record
AGAACAUCCUACCACCGCCACUACCACCAUCGCCAUUGCCCUCUGACAGAGUUCCCGCAGGCGUGACAUCCCUCCUCUUCCCCCUCCUCGCAAUUGGUGGUCACCAUGUCCAAUCCCCUCCUGGCAUUGCUCAACAAGGCGGGCUCACAGCUCUCGCCAUCAGCAUCAGCAAAGGCUACAGAGCAUGCUCCCUCUCCCUCACCUUCACCGUUGCCACCAUCGCCACCUUCUGCCCCUUCCUCAUUAGCCUCGCCCUCCUCUCCAGCUACCGCCGUCAAGAAUGGUCCUCGUAGUCCCACGGACUUGUCAAGUCUGCUCUCACCCGGCCUGGCUUCUCCUCCCACUUCCUUUGCUCCCCAUGCCUCGCUCUUGAGCUUGCUUAGCACAGCGACCCCUCCUGCCGCUCCUGCCAGAGGCGCAGAGAGCUCAUCAGUGUCUGCAGAUGCAACGAGUGCUACUGCUGGGCCAUCAAAUGCUCCUUCGACGGGCUCGAGGUCGCGCAGAGCUCUCGGUAGCAGAGUCACCGAAGAUCCACUUCCAUCGAGCCCUUCCUCUGACAUUGCCAAGGCUCGACUGCUGGGACUCUUGACCGGACCCGCCACCAGCUUUGAACUAGUGCAAGAGGAGCGCAAGACGACACCAGCGCCCCAGGCAGCAGCAGAGCAAUCUCACUCACCUGAGCCUCAGCAAACUCGGCCACCUGUUCCAUCUUCGCAGACGUCCUAUGCACAUGCAGCUGCCCAGCCUAGCAAGUUUGACUUUCAGAGCUCUUUUGAUCAAUUUCUCCCUGGUGAAGUAAAGCCCACGCAACCCGCAAAGACAUUGGACACCGGGCUUGUUCGAAGACCUGCGGAGCCACAGCUCAAGGAAGAAGAUGGUGUAUCCAGCACAAAAUCGGCGUCUGCUAGCAGUGUUGCACCACAAUCUAUACCCGGUCCUCCACCCUUCCAAAAGAUUAGCCUAAAGAAAGAUGUGCGAGCAUCCUCGGAUCGCAUCGAGCUGAAGCCAGCGGAAGAAUUCCUCGCCUCAAAGUAUGUCGCGGCUUUGCAUCGCGAACACUCAUUUGCUGAGGAAUCCACCUCUGGUCUUUCGAACACUCAGCAAUCUCCGAUGACCACGACCAUCGAUCUGGACCUUGUGGCCCCUCAGCCUGCAGGUGUCAACAGCCUGCACCCUGCCAAGCUCGAGAUUUCUCAAAUCGCACUCGUGGAUUCGUCAUUCGAGCACCACGCUUCGGACAUUUACGCAGAAGGAAUCAAGGAGUCCCAAUUGUUGUCUCAACUCCAUACCUCCAAGAUUACGAAUCUGGGUGAGGACGUCGUCGCGUACGCCAUGAACAAGGGCAGAAUCCGUCUCCUCCAUCUGCGCACUGGCGAGCGAGCCAUGUUGCAGGUCCCGCACAAACGUACGAUCCUCACCAUCAGGGCCUUUGCUGCGAGUGAUGAAAGCGAUUGGCGUGUGCUGGCCGUGUUCGAUGGAUCCGAGGACGGCAAGGCAGAAGGCACCUUUGUAUGGAAAGUAACCCUUGACGGCAGCUUCCAGAGCGAAGCCCUGGCUACGAUCAGCUCCCAAUUGUCCAACUACAGGCUUCUCGCUUGCCAGCAAGGCAGCAAGUACUCGUAUGAUGCGCAUCUAUGCGCACUAAUUGACGCCCAGCCGGGGGGAUCAGUCAAGGCAGCAAUGGCGCACCUCUUUUCGGAUCUCGGCCAAUUGUCGCAAUCGACGCAAGCUCAAGCGAGCGUGUCUCACGAACACCAGGUGGUGGCAGCUGCGAUUGCGUCGCAGCGUUCAGCCUAUGCUGCAAUUGAAGUGGGCAGCGAAGUACAAGUCGUAGUCAGGUCCUCGGCUGCAGGAGGUCUUGCCAGGGUCAAUCUGCCACCCUUGGGCGACAUUGACGAGCCCCUACCACCCGUGAGCUUCAUCGCGCCUGUCCAUCCUCAGGAAAGCGCAAAGGAAGAGGGUCGGACUGCUAUCCUCGUAGGGUUCGCUCGCAACACGAUCAUCGGCCUCUUCGAUGUCCAGAAUGGCUGGCGAUACAUUUGGCGCUUCCAGAACAUGCCGGGAGAUCACUUCAACUUGGCCCACUUCAAUGAAGAAGCGUCGACACUCUUCCUCGCCAACAGCGCUCGUUCCUCCAUCUUUACUCUGCAGCUACUCGUGUCAUCCGGUGGUCCGAAGCACCAGUGGUCCCUUCACAGCCCUCAGCGACUGAUUGAGUAUGCCCUGCCCGAGCCAUGCACCUCUUUCAGCAUCACCAGAAAGCAAAGCAAUGAUGCAGUCGAUGGCUUCAAAAUCUUUGCCGUCCAUCCUGGAGGGGUGCACUCGUUUGAAAUUCCGCUGCCAUCACCGGUUUCUGACCCAGAUGACGACCAGCCGUCGACAGCCCGGGCCCUAGCCGAUGACUCAAAGCAAUAUGAGGACGCAAAAGUGGAGCAGACUGCUGACGUGCCCCAUGAAGUCACGGGCCGAGACACAGCAGAGGGCGGCGAGGUCAAGUCCGUCGCCGAGCAGCCUGUAGCAGCAGACGAUGCCACACACGAUCAAGCCCGCUCAUCGCUCGAGCGAGGAGAGGCGACGAUGCAAUUUUCGGAGCUGCCGACCGCCGAUAUGCUACCUUCCUCGCACCAGUCGCAAACCACAGCACCCGUCUCUAGCGCCACGGCGGCCCAACCAGGCUCCAUCAGUAUGGCCGAGCAGGGCCGUACGCACUCGAGGCGGGGAACGCGAGGCGGCAGCAAAACCAAAAAAGCCGUGGCCAAUGAAGACGGCACGCACUCGAGGACUGCGUCGUCGACGACCAAUGCUGAUACGGUCACGAAUGGCGCUUCUACACAUGCCAAGGCUGACCUCAAGAGCCGAUCUGCAAACGACGCUGAGCCAAAGGAAGUCGGCUUCGACGACGCCGCACUCCAGAAGCACCUCCAAUCGAUGGAGACUCGUUUGACGGACAAGCUUGGCAAAAUGAUCUCGUCUUCUGCCAAAACCACCCAUGCUUCUCCGGCCGUCGAGCUACCACCCUCCUCAUUGUCGACCAUUGCGGGUGAGGUUGCCAAGAUUCUCUCUGCAGAGAUCAACGCCGCCAUUGUCCCUCAAGUCCUGGCAUCUUUGCGAAGUGUCACUCAGACCGAGAUGCGUGGUGGCUUUAGCGAAGCAGUGCAGCAACAUUUGCCUGCAGAGCUCUCGAGGUUGAUCGACCGACCAGAUGUUCACACUAACAUCACUCGAGCAGUCUCCGCUGGCGUAGUGCCCGUGGCUCAGAGGACGGCCGUCGAGGUAGUCACCCAGGUACUUGCGCCUCACUUUGAGCAGACGAUGCUCGGUGUAGCACAGAGAGUAGAGGCGGUGAUCGGCAGUGGCCUUACCGACGUGCGCAAGUCCAUCGUCGCCGAACAAGGCACAGCCUUGAAGGCGACGGAAAAGUCCAUUGCCGAAAUGAGCAGCGCUUUGACGUUGAUGAGCAAACAAGUGACAGAUCUCUCGACUCAGAAUGAAGCACUGUCCAAGACUCUUGAGGAACUGAAGCGCAGCGGCAUCCAUCGCGAGGUACCUCCGGCACCCUCUUCGGCUGCUAAUUUGGCACGACAAAUUUCUCCUGGACAUCCACAGAGUCCGUGGGUUCCAAUUGAGCCAUUCCAGUCUCCCUUUGCCCAGCCAAGCUCCUUUGGCCCAGGAGGUCCUCCAUACCCCUCUCAUCCUCCGAUUGGCGGACCACCGAACGCCUAUGCCCCUUGGCCACCUGGCCCCACGUCCUAUCAGGCCGCUCGUGGACCGCAGAACGACACGUACCAUAACAACGUAUACCGAGGUACACCAGCCCCGCAGCGUCCCAUUGGCGGCGAGGAAGUUGUAGAAGACGCUCUUCUCUCAGCCUUGUCCUCUUCGAAUCCAGAGACGGCCAUCUUGCCUGUUCUGCAAAGGCUCAAGGUACAGCAUGGACGAGCAGAGGCUGCUUUGCUGCAACGCGAUGCAGUGAGUGGCGUGGAGAAGCUGACGGUCUCACAGCCGGUCCUGCUGGCUCUGCUCAAUGCCCUCUCCAACAUUGCAAAGGCGGCCGCGACCUACAAUACGGCCAGUGGCAGUGGGCCAGAAGUCUUUGUGCCUUGGGCCGAAGCUUGUGCGAUGAGACUCGAUGUUGCUGAUGACUCCAUCAAGGCUGCGUAUUCUCGCGUUCAAGAGAGGAUCCGAAGGGGUUUCGAAGAGGGAUGGGCCGAGCACCACGUCAAGGUCGACUCGAUGUGGUGGAGCCGAGGUCGACUAGACGCAUACCUGCUGAGAUUCCUGCCCGUCGCCUGAAUGGCAACAUGGCAUUAAGAUGGGCGCACUGUAACGCUCCGAUACCACUUUGCCUUUGUCAUCCUCCGUCACCGCUUGUCAGUGUGGUCCUGUCGUCGUGUUGUCAUCAUACCUUGUGUUUCAUCAAUUCAGUCUGUUGAC